AUGCUCCAGAGUCACCCGUGUGAGUUAUGUGACCAUGUAUCUAAAAACAGAUACACCAGUUUAAUCCACAACGUCAGACAUAUUAUUAUACCGCUCAUCAAUCAGACUGUUCAUCAAUGUGAAAUAUGCCUUCACCACUUCACGUCUCCCAAUGAUCUUAGUCAACACAAAUCUGAAAAACACCCAUUAAAUGUAGUUACCAUAAGCAAUAAUAUAAAAGAUGAAUUAUAUGAAUGUGAUCUAGUUACUUUUGAAAAUCAAGAAAAUACAUCACAAGGCAAGGCUGAUUGUUAUAAUGAUGACAAUGAUAAAACAUCACGUUUCAAAAGAUUUUCUAUAAAAAAUCGUUUGUUGUUUGAAGAAGAUAUUCUAUCAUCAAACAGUGAUAAGUUAUUAGCAGAUUUGACAACGGAUUGUAAGGUUAAAGUGGAGUGGAUCCCGUCAAUUUGGGAGACAAGUUACCCGAACAGUGUACAUUAUAACGAGCUGAUAAAUCCAGGGGUGUUUAGGUGUAAGAAGUGUUCUAAGACGUUCCCGUCUAGAUAUGCGGCAAUAACACACGAAGCAAGUCAUAUAUUCUUUAAGAAUAGUCAAGUAACUCAAUGUGAAUUAUGCAAGCAAUAUAUUUUAGGUGAUAUUAAUAAAUUAAAACAACAUCAUAUAACAUCACAUGCACAGGAGAUGUCAAAGAAAUAUUUUGGCGGGCGAUCUGAAGAAAAUGACGGGAGGUGUGAAGAAAAUGGUGGCAUAGACGAACCUAAUGUUAAGUUAGCGUGCGUGUUAGCAGCUCAAUCAUGA
Molecule: messenger RNA, 798 nt
Organism: Arctia plantaginis
Lineage: Eukaryota; Metazoa; Arthropoda; Insecta; Lepidoptera; Erebidae
Source: the annotation of a GenBank genome assembly